AUGCAGAGCAGUGAUGAGGAUAGGUCGGAUGGAUCAAAUGACUAUCAACCAGAGCGGGAGAAGUGGUCUUUCGGUGUUUUAAAUGAUAAGGAGACUGAUGAAGUGCCUGGAACUGUCAUUCUCCUCUCCUCCAACAGAAAUGAGCCGCUUGGACUUCGACAACAACCUGCAAGAACAUCAGCAUCGUCUUUUCCGUCUCCCUACCCGCCGUCUCGGGCAUCCUCGCGUUCACAUGUUCCCCAAAUGAAACGGACGGCUGACGGCUCCAUCGUCUUGGAUCCUCAGCCAGAUGAUUCGCUGAACGAUCCACUUAAUUGGCCUUCUUGGCGUCGGGAUCUUUCCCUUCUAUCCUUGGGCUUUUACUCCAUGCUUGGUGGAGGAAUGACGCCCAUUCUAGCAGCUGCAUACAACGAUGUUUCGGAAACUUUUGGUAUCACAUCACACCAGGUUGCUCUGACCACUGGCCUGUACAUGUUGGGACUUGGCCUUGGCUCAGUGGUGAUGUCACCCACAGCAAUUCUUUAUGGAAAACGCCCAAUUUAUCUUCUGGGCUCUGCUCUGUUCAUUGUUUCAGCUGUUUGGUGCGCUGUUUCUCCCAAUUUUGUGAGCUUGCUUCUCGCUCGAAUCUUCCAGGCGUUGCGUCGCAAUUCCUGCGAGCAAACAUCCAAAGAAAAUGGAAACAGAAGAGAGGGUUCUUAUUCGCAACUUACUGUGCCGGCUGCUCCUGAUGACCAAACUAGUGCGCAGAAUGAACCAAAACCACAGGAGAAAACCUCUGAUAUUGAAGCCGCUCGUCCUUCCGCUCGUCCUACACCUCGUCGGGAUACCUCAACCACCUCAGCCGCAUCAUAUGCUUCGUCCCUUCCUCCAAUCCAUCCUUACACUAGAAAUCUCCAGACCAGUCCUCCUCUGGGAUUUUCCCACUCUCUUCAACUGUUCCACGGCCGGCUCUCACAAGAUAAGUGGCUUCGUGUCUUGGUCCGUCCAUUUAUACUUUUCGCCUACCCUGCCGUCUUGUGGUCGGCCAUGGUCUACGCCCUAUCCGUUGGGUGGUUGAUCGUCCUAUCGGAAGCCGUGGCAGAAAUCUUUCGGGAUAGGGAAACUUAUAAUUUUUCCGCUCUGGGCACUGGUCUCGUAUAUAUAUCGCCCUUCGUCGGCGGUAUCGUUGGCACGGUAGUGGCAGGCAAAUUUUCAGACGUAGUGGUGCGGUUCAUGACACGUCGAAAUGGCGGCAUUUAUGAACCUGAGUUUCGGCUUGUUAUGGCAGUGCCAAUUACAUUAACCACCGCCAUGGGCCUGAUGGGUUUUGGGUGGAGCGCUCAGGAAAGGGAUCGGUGGAUCGUACCCACUGUCUUCUUCGGCAUUCUCUCCUUUGGAUGCUCUGUGGGAAGCACGACAGCCAUUACCUUUUGCGUCGAUAGCUACCGUCAGUAUGCAGGCGAGGCUCUGGUUACACUGAAUUUCAGCAAAAAUGUAUUGCAUGGUUUCGUAUUUUCAUUGUUCUUUGUUCAAUGGCUCAAAUCAGAUGGGGCACGGGAUGUCUUCGUCUGUUUGGGUGGGAUUCAUAUUGCUUGCAUGCUCUCCUCUAUUCCGUUGUAUAUUUACGGGAAAAGGGCUCGUAUGUGGACUGUCCGCAGGCGGUUGAUGGAGAAAUUUUAA
Histoplasma mississippiense is the source of this 1659-nucleotide messenger RNA. RefSeq lists its product with no specific name. Gene Ontology annotation, molecular function: transmembrane transporter activity. Bases 1 to 1659 code for a protein of 552 amino acids. The transcript has 4 exons. Gene Ontology annotation, biological process: transmembrane transport. NCBI's taxonomy places the organism in Eukaryota, Fungi, Ascomycota, Eurotiomycetes, Onygenales, Ajellomycetaceae. The record is from RefSeq and is a predicted model, not a curated record.